GAUAAUAAGUCUUUUUUUUUUUCAGAAAAUUUGUGUCAAUAUGAAGUGAUUUUAUCUGCCAGUGGGGUUAUUUCAAGCAACGCUCACUUAAUUUGGAUAUUUUUUUAAUUUGUAGUAUUUGUGUUUUAUGUAGCUAUAAAAAUAAUUAGUUCCCUUUAUUUUAUUCCUUAAACUUCCACUACUUGCUCUUAAGAAGGUGUAGAGUGUGUGAGUCUGCAGAAGUGCUGAUGUGUGUUUCUCUGAUCAGGUGAGCUGCACACGAGCUGUCGAGAGCUUCAGAUGAAGGGAGGCGUUCAGAAAGACGGAGAGCAUUACAUCAAAGUCCGAUCCUCGAUCCUGCAGAUCUUCUGUGCCGGGAUGCAGAGCAGCUUCCCCAAAGAGUACGUGACCCUGCGCAGCGGCCAGAACGACAACUACUCCGAGGUGUACGGGCUCCAGAACCCCUCUGAGUGUCUGUAUAACGGCAGUCGACGGCAGGACUGCGCCUGCAGGAGGGAUUACGCCGCGGCCGGCUACACCAUCUUUCACCGCGUGCGGCUCGAUCUUUCCAGCAUGCGCAUCAUCACGACUGAUGUGAAGUUCAGUCAGACGCUGUUGGGUCGCUCUGUUUUGGGUCAGUUUAGUAUAAAUCUGAGUGGAACAGGACUCAGGGUCACAGAAUCCACUAAAUGGGUUUCACAAGGCAACUACGUCACGCUCAAAGUUCACCGGUCACAGUACCUCACUUUCAGACCUCAGAUGAGUCCAACAGCUGUUCCUGUCUUUCAGUUGUACAAACAGGACUGUGAGACCUUCGGGAUAGUGAUGAAGAUGCUUACAUCCAAAGAUCAAACUCUCAAACCGACGCUCCUGUCAGCGCUGUAUAAGAACCUGGUUGAAAUCUGGGAAAAAUACUUGGAAAACAUCAACUAG
Messenger RNA from Cyprinus carpio (common carp), 912 nucleotides. Its product is annotated as A disintegrin and metalloproteinase with thrombospondin motifs 9-like. Gene Ontology annotation, cellular component: extracellular matrix. The record is from RefSeq and is a predicted model, not a curated record. Bases 280 to 912 code for a protein of 210 amino acids. The transcript is spliced from 5 exons. Gene Ontology annotation, biological process: proteolysis; extracellular matrix organization. Gene Ontology annotation, molecular function: metalloendopeptidase activity. Lineage: Eukaryota; Metazoa; Chordata; Actinopteri; Cypriniformes; Cyprinidae.